Saccostrea cuccullata (small rock oyster) is the source of this 731-nucleotide messenger RNA. RefSeq names its product BTB/POZ domain-containing protein KCTD9-like. Gene Ontology annotation, biological process: protein homooligomerization. The transcript has a single exon. Bases 147 to 731 code for a protein of 194 amino acids. Lineage: Eukaryota; Metazoa; Mollusca; Bivalvia; Ostreida; Ostreidae. The record is from RefSeq and is a predicted model, not a curated record.
AGAAGUUUAGGUCAGAGAGUCUGUAUGCUGCAAACAGACACGUGCAAGAGCAGCACAGUGGAUUUAAAUUCAAAUGCCAAGACUGUGGAACAACGCUUUCCCGUAAAGAUCAAGAACACGGGAAGUGCCAAAGGGGAUUCCCAACUAUGAUAGUGAAUAUAAACACCCGCAUAUCAGGAAAAGCAGCGAAAGAGGAAAUGGACAAAUGGUACAAGGAAAUUCUUCCGUUACAGAUAACACGCAUCACUAGUCCAAGGCCAAUGCCGUCAACAACUUCAAGGUCAAGAUCAAGAUCACCUUUGGGACACAGGGAUUAUGACGAAAUUUCAAUCGACGCAGAUGGUCAAUUUGAGAGAGAAGAGGAGGACAUUAAGAUCUUAGACGGAUUGGAAAGAAUGCAGAACGACAUUAUUCAACUGGAUAUAGGGGGUUAUAAGUUCAAAACAACUAGAGGGACUGUAAAUCAAAUACCAUCAAAGCUUUCCAAACUAAUCAGCUUGAAGUCAUCGGGAAAUGUGCCGUCAUACUUUGUUGACAGAGAUCCGAAGCAUUUUGGAAUAAUUUUGAAUUAUCUUAGAAACAAUGGAGAAAUAGAUGUCAGAGUUCUACCCGAUGAGAGAAGUGCCCUAGCAGCUAUUAUGGUGGAGUGUAAAUUUUAUGGACUUGUGGAAUUAGAAAGCGUGGUGAAAAAGAGACUUGAAAUGUGCAGAUGCCAGCACAUGAUGGAGUAA